AUGGGCUCACGUCCUGCCGCUGUUCUGCUGUUAAUAUUCGUCUACCUCGCAAGUGGAAAUGAUGAUAUUCUGGAGCAAAAAGGUCGAUUUAUGGAGGCCGGAAUGGACCCGACUGUUGAUCCGUGCGAAGACUUUUGGAGCUUUGCCAACGCAAAUUUGAGUUCCGAUGUGUACGUCGAAUUCAUUGCGAACAGCCUCGUAAAGACUCUGGUUGUUCGUCCAGGAAACAGAAGGGUAAAAUUGGACGUUCAAACGAUUUUCCGUCCCUGUCUGUGACAUGGUUGAAAUGAAUAUUCGGGAGAUGUUAAGCCCAUUUUCUUGAGGCGCUCUUGCAUUUGGUAAUCAAAAAAUCCUGAAAAUUCAACAGUCCGCAGACAGUUUCAACGUAUGACCAUACGGUGUUCUGGCUCAGUCAUGGACUUGCUUCCAUAAUUGGGCCCGACUAGACAUGGCUCGUCGGCCGGCCCGGGCCUAAAAUCUCGGCCCGGCCCGUCGGCCUGAAGGGUUCCGGCCGGCCCGGGCCGUUUCAAAUUUUCCGUCGGUCCGGCCCGGCCCGUUCUAAAUUUGCUUUGGCCCGGCCCGGGCCGGCCCAUUGAAACGAAUGUCUCCCCAAAUCUAACUCCUUAUGACCAAAUUUUUUUCUAUCAUCAUGUAAAUGGAUAAAUACUGUGUUCCAUAACUAUCUAAAAACAAAAAUACCUUUAAAAAACCAAUUGUGUCUUCAAACCCAAUUUUCGCUUCGAGAUUCUGGAUUUUAACUAUUCCGGGCCGGGCCGAGCCGGGCCGAAACGCCGGCCCGGCCGACCUGAAAUCCGGCCGACGAGCCGAAAUUUCGGCCCGCGGCCCAGGCCGGCCCGGCCCGGGAGCCAUGUAUAGCGAGAGGUUUUCCGCCCACAGCCCAAAAUUGGGAAGUUAAUUUUUACAUAUCCUGAAUCAGAAAAGCUUUGCGAUAUCUUUUUGUCUCGACUUGUAAUCCAUACCCCGUAUCAGUACUUUCCUUGUGAAUAUUUUUUUUUGGUUUGCCAAAGAAAGACUAAAAGAAUACACCCCGGUCCUUCCUUGAAUAUAUUAUGUUUGGCAAACCGAAAAAAAUUACUUUAAGAAAGAACUUCUUGCUCCUCGCUUAUCAUAUCAUCCCUCCUCAAGGUGCCCUCUUCGCCCAGGUGCCCUCUUCGGAUCCAAUUUUUUUUAAAAAACUUCAAACAGUCUGAAAGAUCCCAUCAGUAAUAGUCUUGGUGUCUUCUAAACUACAUAUGUUGUCAUCAUUCUUCAGGACAGGGUUGUGGAAGCUCUCAGGAAAGAGUGGGAUGCCUGCCGCGCUAAACCCGAACAGUAUCAGCGUGAAUUGGACCUUCAGGUGGAAAGCGACUCUCUUCAACGACAGGAAAUCGAAGACCAAAUUAAAAGACUCUCCAACAAGUCCUACACUACGGAUAACAAAAUUUACGGAAAGCAUUUGAUUAAUAUCCACAGAGUUCUGUUCAAAUACGGAUCUAACGAAUUUUACGAGAAUUUUGCCCAUUUAGCAGCUUUUGAUGUGAUAGCGCUCGGAUCUGGCGAUCCAUUCUUCGAACUCCACGAUAUGCGCAUAAUUUUUGGCGAGGAAAUUGAUAUGAGGCAGAUUAGUCUGGCAAUGCUGAAUGGUUACAUGAAGGUGAGUUGGUUAACAAGGGCAAUCUGAGCGUCGCACUAAAGGGUACUUCCCUUGUAAGGUUAGCUUUGCUGAAAAUCGUUUGAACAUGGUGCCCAAACAAGAAGUUUGCGUUGCAGAGAAUAAAAUUUUACGAGACCUAUAUAAUGUCAAUUUUCAGCCGGAAGAUAGGAUCCGUUCCAUGGACUUGUACAUUCACCGAUUGAACCAAACUUUGCACAACUCGGAAAGUGGCUGUUUCGGCCUACUUCUUAACAAUUAUCCAAUGUUUAUAAAAAAAAUGCUCCACGAUUACUAUGGUCAGGCUUAUGUGGACCAAACCUCUUCCCAAUUUCGUGACGAUCUGGACACAAUUUCCAAAACGGCUGAAACUUUCAUCGCAAAUGGCAAUGUUCUGAGCGAAGAAACGAAGGAAAAAAUGCUGGAAAAUUUGAAGAAUAAUACUUUCUACCUGAUUGACCAUCCAAUCUUUGAAGACGGGACAUUCGAACGGUUCUUUGGCAAUGUUACCUUUCACAAACCAGCGCAGAACCGGAACAUCAACAACAUCUUGCCAUUGAUUCGUGCAGCGGCCGGAAAAUCGCCGACUUUCUACUUUACCUCCGAUUAUGAAGUAGGCCUUGCUGUCUUUUCAAAUUGGCAAGCGAAGUGUUAAAAAUUGAAAUUUUUCUUGACAAUGAGGCCAAUUUUGGCUCGUCUUGAUAUAGUACAGGGUGUCCAGAGAAAUUCCGCGGAAAGUUUUUGUCGAUUUCUCGGCGCUCAGCUAAGAUGUCCAAGAAAUUCUUUUUGCACUAGAAAGAAGAAGAUGGGCGGUUUUUUGUCUAAAAAACUUUUUUUGUCCGCCAACGCGGAACACACUAUAUUCGGCGCAGACUUUUGGUCGCUUUUUUGGUCAUCACACCAAUGUUAAAAGCUUUAAUACGAUUUCUGAUGGCUAGAAAGAGAAUUCUAGCUAAUUUUUAUGGUUAUCAAACAUUCGGCGAAGGUAUGGCGGACGCUUCGCAUAUCGGCGGAGACCACAACUCAGCUUCGGACAGGAGAUGUCCCGAAAAUUAUCUGGCUAGCAUUCCCUUCUGAUUCCAUAUGCCCUCCAAAAUUUUGUGGCCUAGCCUUCGCAGAAGUUUAGCCAUCAGCAAACCACUUGGUGCACCAGAAAAGACCAAAAUAUUUUUUGUUUAAAUUUCUCUUUUCUCCGCUGUUUCAAAUCUCCGCACGGUGCUAUCGGCUUUACCGCUGUUGACGCGACUGCAGGGUGCAGUGUAGUUACAAAAGUUUUCUCUUUGCAGCCUUAAAUUACAUAAUGUGUUGGAAUUACCUUUCAAAAAUUUGCAGGACAAUGCAUACCACGCUAGUAGAACUCAUCGCAACUUCUUUCAUUGGCCUUUUCUUGUAUUCCCGGCGUAUCAUCCGUCCUAUCCGGCAGCUCUUCGGUUCUCUGGUACAGGAUUUAUCGGUACCCAUGAAUUGGGCCAUGACUUCGGUAAGGCGUGACAUCAACGACCAAACUUAACGGCUUUAGAAGAGAUUGAGGCAAACGGCGAGUUCAGCGCGCUUGCUGACUGCCUUUCCGAGUACUACGCCCACAACUGCAAUCCCGAACAACCAGAGAUUUGCACUGACCCCAAAAACAGCAUCGGCGAGAAUUUCGCGGAUUACUUUGGAAUUCGCAUGGCCUAUUAUGCUUACAAGCGAGCUGCCGCUGAACAAGGAGUUGGGAGAAGGCCGCGCGGGACGAUUUUGGACCGCCUCUCUGAUGAUCAGCUGUUUUUUGUCAACUUUGCACAAACUAUGGCUGCAUUCAGUAGGUGGAAUCAAAAGUCGGCCGAAAAGGUACAUUCCCCGGCCCCAGUCCGGCUUUUGGGUGCUCUCUCCGGAUUUAGAGCGUUUUCGAAUGCUUUCAAUUGCCCGGCAGGGAGUAAAUUCCAUCGCAAAGAGCAUUGCAAAUUAUAUGAUACGGAUGUCAAGCCCAAUCUUAAUUUGACUUACAAUUGA
Messenger RNA from Bursaphelenchus xylophilus (pine wood nematode), 3643 nucleotides. The record is from the annotation of a GenBank genome assembly. NCBI's taxonomy places the organism in Eukaryota, Metazoa, Nematoda, Chromadorea, Rhabditida, Aphelenchoididae.